GUGCGAAGCCGUUGAGUACUUUUUGCUUCGAAAUACAAAACACAAUAACUUGGAUACCAAAGAGAUUUUGUGGAGAAUUUUCACCUUGCAUUUUUAGUGUAAAUGUCCACCACUUUCUACAGUACAGUGUAUGUUUUAUUAAUCCACAUAUUCGUAAUGAGGUGUGUACGGAGUGUGGGAAGCGGUUCUUCGAGAAGGCAGACCUUCAGAAGCACAGCCGCGUACACAGCAAGGAGAGGCCGUUCAAGUGCGACCUUUGUCCAAUGUCCUUCACUCAGCAAAACAUCCUCAAGUGCCACCGUCGCCGACACACUGGGGAAAAGCCAUACGUCUGCGACAUCUGUGAUCGGGCAUUUACUCAGAUGGGUGCUAUGCAGUGUCAUCGCCGUCUUCACACGGGAGAGCGACCGUACAAGUGUAAAUUCUGUGGUCUGGGUUUCGUCAGCAAGGAGAGGAUGAAGUUUCACACUUACUCCCACACAGGGCAGAAUCCUCACAUCUGUCACAUCUGUGGGAAAGGAUUCCGACUGAAGUUUAAGCUACAGAGUCACCUGGACAACCACGACGGAAUCUACAGACACCAGUGCGACUACUGUAGUAAAGGCUUCUUAGAGAAAGCCAAGCUCAACCGCCACAUCAAACAGAUCCACAUGCAAGAGUCUGCACCUGUCAGGACCAAGAUUGUAUCUCUUGAUGGUCCAAACAUCCAGACGAUUGAGGAGGACGGAGUAAUCACAGUCAUCCACACUCCUGCCUCGAGCGUCAGCGAAAACAACAUCGUACAGUACGUCCCCGUGUCGACUGCCGAUAACCCGUAGGAGGGGAUGACCGAGGAAGUGGUGGAAACACACGUCACUAUUCCGUUUGAAAUUAACAAUGAAAAUCAGCCAAGUGAGACCAACUCGGCGGUGUCCACGAUCCAGUUUGAGGCGGACGGAGAGGCUGCCCAGGCCACAGCAGCUAAUCUGGCAGCAUUGUAUUCAGGGGAGGCCACUCACAUCACCAUGCCGUCGGAUAGCAUUAUUUACCAAGGUGACGAGAAUGGAGAAGAGGUUGUGUAGGUGGUCAUUCCCGAGGACAAUUAGUUAUUCUGUCGUAGUGGAGAAUCAGUCAGUGCACGAAGCCUGGAUUGUUUAUUCAAAGUUAUCACAGAACUUGUUUUAAAGUUUACAAACUGUGAUACCCAUUAAUAACAGCUUGCAGGAUGAUUUCCAUUAUUUUCUAUAUGCAACUCUGCUUUUAAGAUUUGUGAGGUUGAUUUUUUAUGUUUUCAUUCAUUAAGAAUAUUGAUAUUGAAUAGUGACAUGAAACUUCUAUUACACCUGAUAGUGUGUAUGCUGUAUUUACUCUUGUAAAUAUCAUAGAUUAUGGUUGUUACAUGUGUAAGUGGGUCUUAAACAAAUAUAUAAGGCCAAUUCAACUUAAUUAGUAGAUUAUCAUCCAGGGUCAGCAAAAAGUAUGGGGCGGGUGGGAGGAUUUAAUUUUUCAAUUUUUAUUUUCUGAGAAAAAUAUUGAAGACAAAUGAGGUUGUUUUUUUCAACGGAUCCGCAUCAUUUAAUGCAAGAUGGAUAUCAAUCUAUGCUAUUUUCAUAGACUAAUUCCAGGUUCAGCUUUAAUCUAAGGAUAUAACAGAAAUAUACAUAACUUCAAGAUUUACGCCGGUAAGAACGCGAGAAAUUAAAAAAAAACAUAUCGAUCUAUUUUCUUCACGUGGGUUUUCACGUUGCUACACCGGAAAUGUAAACACAAGUGUAAAUACCAGAGUCGGACAUGAAAAUAAUCCGGAAAUCGCAAGUUUCGCGAAAUAAAAAAAUUCGGGGCAGGUGAAUUUUUGAGGUGCGGGCGGGGAUGAUAAUCUAUCAAUUAAGUUGAAUUGGCCUAAAGGCUUAACAAUCUCGUAAUUUAAAAAAAAUCUGAUUAUAAACUGCCAGUAUAGAUUGAAAAAAGAUAUUAAUAAAUAAGAUGAAUACAGUUUGGAAUUCCCUUAUUAUAAAAUACACAUUUACUAGUACGGUAUCGCAAGUAAUAAAUCUUUCGACUGUAAUUCAGUAUUUAUAAUUCUUGAUGUAAAUAGGCACAUGAGACUGAUCUAGAAGCUUAACAUUAAAACCUACAGUAAAAAAAGAACCAAUUUAAAUAUGUGUCGGGAUUAGAGGGGAUGGGGGAUAAAAAGCACAAAUGGGGGGGGGGGCUAAUGGGUAUUUGUGAUUAGUAGCAAUUAUAAAUUAUGAUUUUAAAUCAACUCAGGGAUGCAAAAUGUUAAAUAUUGUGUUUGCAAAGCAUGGGGAAGAAAUGGGACAGAGUUAACUUGUGUUCUAAAGUUUUAAACUAAUAGUUCACUAUGUGUACAUGGGAACACAUUCAUGUCUUUUUCAUGUUUAGUUUUAUUGAUGUUUGAAUCUGGAAUUUUCUGUUGAAAAUACAAACUUGUGCCGUGGUUAUUUCAAAUAGAUUCUAUGAAGCUAA
Messenger RNA from Ostrea edulis (European flat oyster), 2466 nucleotides. RefSeq names its product zinc finger protein 239-like. The record is from RefSeq and is a predicted model, not a curated record. Gene Ontology annotation, biological process: regulation of transcription by RNA polymerase II. NCBI's taxonomy places the organism in Eukaryota, Metazoa, Mollusca, Bivalvia, Ostreida, Ostreidae. The transcript is spliced from 4 exons. Gene Ontology annotation, cellular component: nucleus. The coding region runs from base 264 to 818 and encodes 184 amino acids. Gene Ontology annotation, molecular function: RNA polymerase II cis-regulatory region sequence-specific DNA binding; DNA-binding transcription factor activity, RNA polymerase II-specific.